Perkinsus marinus ATCC 50983 is the source of this 720-nucleotide messenger RNA. RefSeq names its product ribosomal protein L23, putative. Gene Ontology annotation, biological process: mitochondrial translation. The transcript is spliced from 7 exons. Gene Ontology annotation, molecular function: structural constituent of ribosome. NCBI's taxonomy places the organism in Eukaryota, Perkinsozoa, Perkinsida, Perkinsidae. Gene Ontology annotation, cellular component: ribosome; mitochondrial large ribosomal subunit. The record is from RefSeq and is a predicted model, not a curated record. Bases 1 to 720 code for a protein of 239 amino acids.
AUGUUCUAUAUUACUCGGCAGCUCCUCGGGCCUCCCAAGGCUCCCCGUAAUGUCUUCUUCCCUUGGUUCAACUUUGUCAUUCAUCGGUCGGGUAUGUACCUCGAGCCGAAUCGUAUAGCAUUCCGAGUGCCGGUUCAUCUGACCAAGUUGGAAAUACGGGAAUACCUACGGAAAAUAUACGGCGUCAAGGCCAUCCGCUGCACCACUGUUGUUCGUUUCCCUAAGGUGAUGAAGAACAGAGCAAGGGCCUAUUACAAGAACGGGGCUCAGUUUAAGAAGGCGAUUGUCACGUGCGAAGAGACCAUUCCUAACACUGUGAAGAUGCUCUCGAGCUCCUCGACACCACACCUCAAUCCAGCUAUACAUAGGAACAAGCUGAGCAUGCAAUACGACUACAUACCGUUCGGACAAGACCGCAAGAACGAUUGGAAACCUCGACAUCGGCACGCUUGGAGAGAGCCCAUCCCGCUCCUAUUGAGAGGUGACCAUGGUCAUCCGACCAUCACCAAGAGAGAAGAGAUGGCACUACACAUGGACACGACAUUGCCGCAUCAGGACAUUACCAAUACGAAGAAGGCUAUGCUGGACGAUUUAGCCGAAAUAAGACGACGGAAAUAUGCGUACCAACAUCAGUAUGACCAUCUGAAAGGCUCAGAGGACGUGCACAUUGAGGAGCCAGCAGGGGGAGGUCCUGAUCAGGAGCCGCUCUUCCGCCUGUAA